Molecule: messenger RNA, 1587 nt
Organism: Eleginops maclovinus (Patagonian blennie)
Lineage: Eukaryota; Metazoa; Chordata; Actinopteri; Perciformes; Eleginopidae
Product: ecdysone-induced protein 78C-like
Exons: 3
Coding region: 1-1587 (528 amino acids)
Source: RefSeq, a predicted model, not a curated record
AUGAGGAAGGAGGAGGAUGAAGAAGAGGAGGAGGAGGAGGGGGAGGAGGAAGAAGAGGACGAGGAGCCCCUCUCCUCUGAUUACCUGUCCUGGAGUGACCCCCCAAGUGGGACCAAAUUCACUGUUACUACAUCUGAGGCAAGCUUACUGAAAUAUCUGCCACAACAGCAGCAACCAGAGCAAAGUCACCCGGAGCAAAGUCAACCGGAGCAAAAUCAACCGGAGCAAAGUCAACCGGAGCGGAACAAAGCCACCCGGAGCAAAAUCAACUGGAGCAAAGUCACCCGGAGCAAAGUCAACCGGAGCAAAGUCACCCGGAGCAAAGUCAACCGGAGCAAAGUCAACCGGAGCGGAGCAAAGUCACCCAGAGCAAAAUCAACUGGAGCAAAGUCACGCGGAGCAAAGUCAACGGGAGCAAAGUCACCCGGAGCAAAGUCACCCGGAGCAAAGUCACCCGGAGCAAAGUCACCCGGAGCAAAGUCAACCGGAGCAAAGUCACCCAGAGCAAAGUCAACAGGAGCAAAGACAACCGGAGCAAAGUCACCCGGAGCAAAGUCAACCGGAGCAAAAUCAACCUGGAGCAAAGUCAACCGGAGCAAAGUCAACUGGAGCAAAGACAACUGGAGCAAAGACAACCGGAGCAAAGUCACCCGGAGCAAAAUCAACUGGAGCAAAGUCAACCCGGAGCAAAGUCAACUGGAGCAAAUUCAACCGGAGCAAAGUCAACUGGAGCAAAGUCAACUGGAGCAAAGUCAACUGGAGCAAAUUCAACCAGAGCAAAGUCAACGGAGCAAAGUCACCCAGAGCAAAGUCAACUGGAGCAAAGUCAACCGGAGCAAAGUCAACUGGAGCAAAUUCAACCGGAGCAAAGUCAACUGGAGCAAAGUCAACUGGAGCAAAGUCACCCAGAGCAAAGUCACCCAGAGCAAAGUCAACUGGAGCAAAUUCAACCGGAGCAAAGUCAACUGGAGCAAAGUCAACUGGAGCAAAGUCAACCGGAGCAAAGUCACCCGGAGCAAAGUCAACCGGAGCAAAGUCAACCGGAGCAAAGUCAACUGGAGCAAAUUCAACCGGAGCAAAAUCAACCGGAGCAAAGUCAACCGGAGCAAAGUCAACCGGAGCAAAGUCAACUGGAGCAAAUUCAACCGGAGCAAAGUCAACCGGAGCGGAGCAAAGUCACCCAGAGCAAAAUCAACUGGAGCAAAGUCACCCGGAGCAAAGUCAACGGGAGCAAAGUCACCCAGAGCAAAGUCACCCGGAGCAAAGUCAACCGGAGCAAAGUCACCCGGAGCAAAGUUCCCCGGAGCAAAAUCAACUGGAGCAAAGACAACCGGAGCAAAGUCACCCGGAGCAAAGUCAACCGGAGCAAAGUCAACCGGAGCAAAGUCAACCGGAGCAAAGUCACCCGGAGCCGAGUUCCCCGGAGUCCAAAAUAACUGGAGCAAAGACAACCGGAUGCAAAGUCACCCGGAGCCGAAAGACAACCGGAGCAGUCACCGGAAGCAAAGUCAACUGGAGCAAAGUCCACCAGAGCAAAGUCCACCGGAAGAGAAAGUCAACCAGUGCCAAAUUCAACCGGAAGAGUAA